AUGUCCGCCAUGUUUUCCAUGGCGCAGGGAGCGGACCGACCGAGAGAAAAUAGGUUUUAAACGCAGUAAAACUCGACCAAAAUGGCUUCUUGUGCUGGAUUCGGAGCCAACGGGAACCUAUGAGUCCGGCCGUCGUGAAAACAACCGGCUCCCUUGUGGCUUUUAACCGAGUUUCGUGUGAUUUUCUGGCGGGAUAAAUGUUUCCUUCACAUUUUAUGUUAUUGUGAUAGGCGAAAACAAUGAGUAAACUAUCGUUCCGAGCGCGAGCGCUAGACGCCGCCAAACCUCUCCCCAUAUACCGCAACAGAGACCUUCCGGACCUCAAUGACUGCGUCUCCAUCAACCGGGCUGUGCCGCAGAUGCCAACGGGGAUGGAAAAAGAAGAAGAAUCGGAGCACCACCUACAGAGAGCCAUUUCAGCACAGCAGGUGUUCAGGGAGAAGAAGGAGAGCAUGGUCAUCCCGGUCCCCGAGGCAGAGAGCAAUAUCACCUACUAUGACCGGCUCUACAAGGGAGACUUCAGGGUCCCCAAACAGCUCCUUCACAUUCAGCCUUUCAGUCUGGACAACGAGCAGCCCGACUAUGAUAUGGAUUCAGAGGAUGAGACGCUCCUCAACAGGCUGAAUAGGAAGAUGGAGAUAAAGCCCCUCCAGUUUGAAACAAUGAUGGACAGGUUGGAAAAAGCAAGCGUAGACCAGUUUGUCACUCUUCAGGAAGCCAAGCUGCUGCUAAAUGAGGAUGACUACCUUCUCAAGUCUGUUUAUGAUUACUGGGUGAGGAAGAGGAAGAACUGCAGGGGACCCUCCCUCAUUCCGCAGAUCAAACAGGAGAAGAGGGAUGGCUCCACUAAUAAUGAUGCCUAUGUGGCUUUCCGAAGGAGGACUGAGAAAAUGCAGACCAGGAAGAACCGUAAAAACGAUGAAGCCUCUUAUGAGAAGAUGCUGAAAUUAAGGAGAGAGUUCAGCAGGACUGUGACCAUCCUGGAAAUGAUCAAAAGAAGAGAGAAAUCGAAGCGCGAGCUGCUGCAUCUGACACUGGAGGUGGUGGAGAAGAGGUAUCAGCUUGGUGACUUUGGGGGGGAAAUUCUUAAUGAAGUUACUGUCCCACGCACGGAGAAGCCUAUUUACAGCGCACCAAUGUCUCUGCAUAAUGGAAAUCACCACAAAACGGAAAAUAAAACAAAGCACACGCACCACAUCUCCAUUAAGGAAGAGCCUCGUUUUGACUUUGUUCGGCCAAAGAAGAAGUACCAGAAGAAGGCAAAAUUGGACACUUUGUGCCAGCAGUCCCGCUCAGAGCACCACUCUACCAUCAACAAGUGUGACAUCAAGCAGUACGACUUCCACAGCUCGGGCGAGGAGGACUACCCACAGAUUCAGUCUCCUGUAUCAGAAGCAGAUGAGGAGAAUGAUCCUGAUGGGCUUUUUGCUUUCAGAAGGAAAGCUGGCUGCCAAUACCAUGCUCCUCUCCUGGACCACAGCAACAGCCUCCUGUGGGAUCACCCGGAGCUGGCAGGGCUGCAGGCACGGCGCUACAGACACUGUGUCACAGCUCUGUCUCGCCCCCGCUGCUGCGUGGGCCUGGCCCGCCGGAGGAUGGGCCGCGGUGGCAGGGUGAUUUUGGAUCGAGCCUCGUCUGACCACGACCACAUUCUAAAGCAGCUGGAACCAGACGUGUUUACCGCCGUUCACAGCAGUGCGGCGUCGGACUUUUCAGACAAUUUCGCGUGGACCAAUGCUUCCAGAAAUCGCCCUGGCAAAGCCAGUUCACUGGCAGAACUCCUAAGCAAUAUUAAAAAGUGCCGGUGGCAGUGUUUCCAGCCACGGCCAAAGCAGGACAGGGGCAGCGAGGAUGGGGGGUCCAGGAGGAAGGAGGAACUGACUGUGAAUGGUAGCGCUCCUGCAGCCUCUGUGCUGCUGCUGAGCCCUUCCAAGGAUGGAGUAACUGUUACAGGUGGCAUCACGGAGGAGCAGUUCCAGACACAUCAGCAGCAGCUGGCCCAGAUGCAGAAGCAGCAGCUGGCUCAGCUUCGGCAGAAACCCACAUCCCAGCAUUCCUUGCAGCCAGCACGUCACAGCACACAGGUACCAGACCCCUUGGACUGCACGUCGAAGACACUGGAUUCAGCCAGUGCACACUUUGCGGCGUCUGCUGUGAUCAGUGCUCCAGGGCCAGGACGCAGUGAGGUCAACAAGGACAAUAAAACACACAACAACACUGUUAAUGGUGUUGUCCAAACUUCAGGGACCUCGAAACCUCUUCAUUCCACCAGCACAACUCUGAGCAGCAGCGGUGCUCCCCCAGCGGCCGCCACCCUCCAGCUGGUACGAGCCGUCCCCGGCGGCGGCAGCUCCGGCCACCUGCUCCCAGCACUGUGCACCAGCAACCCCCAGUCCCUGCCCGGGGCCGGCGCCGCCCACCUCAGCAACGUCAGCGUGGUGUCCCCCAUCAACCUGCACCUCAGCGCCCGCAGCUCCGCCCCCUCGCCAUCUGCCUUAAAGCUCGCCACGGUCGCCGCCACCCUGGAGCGGGUGCCCAAGGUCACCGCGGCUAGUGCCAUCAGCAGCAUGGCAAGGGAGAGCCAUGAACCUGAAAGACUUGCUCUGAAUGGAAUAUCAGAGACCACAGUGGCAAUGGAGGUGACAUAGCCCCCAUGAGCUGGGCCCGGCACCUGCAAACAAACAGUCAGAUGCACCUGAAUGAAUUGCAAAUGUUACUGCCCUUGUUCAGGGGGAGUUAUUAUACGGACCUAUAUUUUAUUGCAGCAUAUCAAAAUAUUAAGAAAAUCUGUCAAUAUAUAAAUGUACAUUUUGUAAAAUUUGGAACAUCACUACCUUGUAAAAUAGUAUAUUUGUAUCAUUAGUAUGUUAUUUCUGUUACUUGAAUUCUAGAUACUUGUCAUCAUGCUUUUGCACUUGGAAAUGCAACUGAAUGGAGAGGAAAAAAAAAUGUGCAACAGUUUGUUUUGGGAUCAUGAGCAUGAAAGUGGAUCCUGCC
Molecule: messenger RNA, 2997 nt
Organism: Megalops cyprinoides (Indo-Pacific tarpon)
Lineage: Eukaryota; Metazoa; Chordata; Actinopteri; Elopiformes; Megalopidae
Product: enhancer of polycomb homolog 2-like
Exons: 14
Coding region: 240-2648 (802 amino acids)
Biological process (GO): regulation of transcription by RNA polymerase II
Cellular component (GO): piccolo histone acetyltransferase complex
Source: RefSeq, a predicted model, not a curated record